AUGAAGACAUCCGCAGUCCUCCUCUCCGCCCUCGCGGCUCUGGCCCAGGCCCAGCUGAUGCCAAUCGACCAAAUCGACCAGAUCGGCCCCAUUGUACUCGCCGGUCCCAUCCAAAUCCCCGAUGUCAAGGGCUACCUGGUGCAGCAACUGCCCUUCAACUCGGCCAUCAAGGCGCCGCUCGACUGCAACACCACCGAGACGUACAUCGGGUCGCGGGUCCUGAAGGGCUGGCAGCCGACUGCAUGCGCGGCCGUCUGCAACGAGCAGAGCGGUCAGAAGGGUGUCAGCAAGAAAUGCCGCGCCUUCAACUCGUACCUGACCUACGUCAACGGCCAGCCUUUCGGAAGUGUUUGCUCCAUGUACACCGUCACCUGGGGCAUCCAGCACGCGAUCAACAACGGCCAGGCCCACAAUGGAGCCAACUACACGCUGGGCUACAGCUACCUUUUCACCAACGCAUCCGAGCCCGCUUACCCGUGA
Anthostomella pinea is the source of this 480-nucleotide messenger RNA. Lineage: Eukaryota; Fungi; Ascomycota; Sordariomycetes; Xylariales; Xylariaceae. The record is from the annotation of a GenBank genome assembly.